Molecule: messenger RNA, 1389 nt
Organism: Rodentolepis nana
Lineage: Eukaryota; Metazoa; Platyhelminthes; Cestoda; Cyclophyllidea; Hymenolepididae
Source: the annotation of a GenBank genome assembly
AUGGGAUCUCGUGGGGAUAGGCAACUUGCCAGAUAUUCCGACUUACUUACAGUUUUCAACCUUUUCGAUCGUGACCAAAGCGGUUUUCUAAACGAAACGGCUGUUUUAGCAUCACUAAAAUCUUUAGGAUUUAAUAAAACUCACGGCGAAUUACGCACAGCUAUAGAAAAAUGUGAAAUCAACUUUGCUGAGAAGAAAAUGAACUUCUCUGAGUUUAAGCGAGUUUAUCAAGAGUUUUGUAAACAGGAAGCCUCGGGAUCUGUUGAUCCAGUAGCAGUUCGAACCACAAUUUAUCAAUAUGGGUCUUCUGUUUCCCCCCAUGGUGAUGAUACACUGCAUAGUGUUAGUGAAGACGAGCAAAUUGCCUUCUGCGGAUGGGUAGAAAGAAAUCUAAAAAAUGAUGACACUUGCAAAGAAUACUUCCCGUUUAAAGACAAUGGAGAUGACCUUUAUGAAAAAUGUAGCGAUGGUUUUUUGCUAUGUAAAAUAAUCAACUGCUCCGCUCCUCAAACAAUCGAUCUAAGAGCUCUUCAUCGUGGAAGUCGCCUGACUACCUAUCAAGUUAUGGAGAACAUAACUUUAGCUUUGAACAGUGCUCGAGCAAUUGGUUGCAAUGUAGUCAAUAUUGGUUCAGCGGAUAUUAUGGACGGAACUCGACACUUACUCCUUGGUCUCCUUUGGCAAAUCAUCAAGAUUGGUCUCCUUCGGCAAAUAAAUGUGGUAGCUCAUAGUGAGUUAGUAGCUUUGUUAAAUGAAGACGAAUCAAUAAGUGAAUUCGCAAAACUCUCCCCUGAACAAAUCUUGAUGAGAUGGGUUAAUUACCACCUGAAACGCGCCGAAUGCGAAGCCCGAAUGGAAAACUUCACCUUAGACGUAAAGGACUGUGAGGUCUACGCUUACCUACUCGAACAAAUCAGUCCACCGGAAAAGAAGCCCUUCCUCCACUCUGCUCAGGCUAUUCUAAAUGCUGUCGACUUAGUUCAACGUGCCGAGAUGGUAUUGCAAAAUGCCGAGAAACUAGACUGUCGGGUGUUUGUACAACCAAAGGAUAUCAUUAAUGGGUCCAUGAAGCUCAAUUUGGCCUUCUUGGCAAAUCUCUUCAAUACUAACCCCGCCUUAGAUCCGUCCCCUCAACCACCACCGGUAAUCGAGGAGACCCGCGAGGAGAAAAGCCCCACACCACCUCCUCCGCCCCCUUCGCCUUCCCCUACUCCACCUUCACUACCACUCCCAAGUCGAUGGGAGUGUCUGUUGGCAUGGGUUCGAGCCCUACUGCCACAGUGUUCUAAUGAAGAGGGUAUCCGUUUGCCACACACUUGGUAUCGGGCUAAUUAUGACCUCAUUGAAGGAAAAACCACCAAACUAACUGGGAAAUAUCUCGCUGAUUAA